AAUUUAUUUUCCAAUAUGUCAGAUGAUAUAUAAAUGCCGCUUAUACAAUUUGAUAGUGCGCUGUCGUCGAACGCCCGGUUUUAGUAAAUAUAUAUAGACUAUAGAGCGACUGUAUCGCCAGUGCUAUACUUGGCAGACUUCUCCACAGACAAAUAUUUUAUGCAGUAAUGAUCAGAAUCGAAUCAGAAAAUCGCCAUCGCUAAACGAUCGCGGCGUCAUAUGAUACCAAGAGACUUAGCCCUGAGGGAUUUGAGUGAUUUCCAUGAAAAAGCUCUGAUAAGAAAAAGUAUUGCAUUUCUCGGUAUAAAGUUGGUAUGUAAGAGCAAAAUAUCCAAAGUAUCGAAAGCAUUUGUAUGUCAUCAAGUCAAGGGAGCAAGAAGAGAUAUUUGUCGACGAGAAUUCAGAAGAAGAAGAGAUAUUUGUCAAAGAAAAUUCGCUGAUAAGAAAACGUGAUUAGAAUGAGUGUAAGAAACAUUCAAACUGCUGGUGCUUCAACUAGGACAGCUAGUCAAGAUCGUCUUCCUGCGGGAAUAGGUAGUUCUCAGAAAAUGGCGGAACGUGAUGGCCGCUAUAUUCAAGCCCAUAAAGAGACAAUCAUUAGCGUGGGCAGAGAACUGUCAGUUGAACCAGCACUUAUUGCAGCUAUUAUAUCUAGAGAAAGUCGUGGUGGAACAGCAAUAGAGCAGACUGGUGGUUGGGGGGAUCAUGGUCAAGCUUUUGGGCUGAUGCAGAUCGACAAGAACUGGCAUACACCACAAGGUGGUUGGAAUAGCAGAGAACACAUUUACCAAGCAACGAAUAUUCUUCGUUAUUUUAUUGAUGCAAAAAACAAUCCAUUUUCCGACCCAGACCAACGUCUUAAAGCCGCAAUAGCUGCAUACAACAAAGGUUUCCAGGGGAUGAACGCAGGAUACAACAACAUUGAUGCCCACACGACUGGAGGAGAUUAUUCAGAUGAUGUGGUUGCAAGAGCACAAUACUUUCAACGAAAUGGCUACAACUAACUGAGAAGAAUAGAGACAAAGUUCGCCAUGUAAUUUCUACAUUAUCUAAUUUGAUGUGAUGUGAGAAGGCAAAUAAAUAGGAAUAACGUGACAGGAUA
Messenger RNA from Dendronephthya gigantea, 1102 nucleotides. RefSeq names its product lysozyme g-like. Bases 459 to 1004 code for a protein of 181 amino acids. Gene Ontology annotation, molecular function: lysozyme activity. NCBI's taxonomy places the organism in Eukaryota, Metazoa, Cnidaria, Anthozoa, Malacalcyonacea, Nephtheidae. The transcript is spliced from 5 exons. The record is from RefSeq and is a predicted model, not a curated record. Gene Ontology annotation, biological process: peptidoglycan catabolic process.